UGUGUACUACAUUGCUCCGAGACCCAAAGAUGCUCGGCGCGGGUCGUCGGUCUCGCGAGCCCACGAUCUGGCUUUAAUGGGCGAAUUACUUGAACCUGCGACCAUCAGCCCGUGUACGAUUCCUAUGGACCAUGACGCGAUCAUUUGUUUCAUGAUCGACCGACUUGCGCGAGCUCCAGAUGCAGAUGUUCACGUCCCGAGCGUGGGCAGCCCAAAGUAGCCUUCUCGCGGUGCAGAUGUCAAAUACUUGUAGUUGACUAUCGGUGGGGUAGUAUGGGGUCCGACGAGACCGCUACGGCGACUUCUGGGGGCCCUCGGGUAAUUGGCGUUUUUUACUGGAACGGGGUGCCAUCGGGCCCAAAUUACUUACUUUUUUCGGAUGUAGAUCGGCUCGUGAACUCCCUCCGGGAUAGGUCUGAGGUCGGGUAGUCGCCUGCACCGCAUGCGCCGGCGCUUGGAGCUCCCCAGAGAGCUCUGGAUCCAAAACUUGAGAGACUUGUAC
Molecule: messenger RNA, 502 nt
Organism: Pelagomonas calceolata
Lineage: Eukaryota; Pelagophyceae; Pelagomonadales; Pelagomonadaceae
Source: the annotation of a GenBank genome assembly